Messenger RNA from Nicotiana tabacum (common tobacco), 2456 nucleotides. RefSeq lists its product as uncharacterized. Lineage: Eukaryota; Viridiplantae; Streptophyta; Magnoliopsida; Solanales; Solanaceae. The record is from RefSeq and is a predicted model, not a curated record.
CUUGAUGUAGCAGCAAUAUUGCAGGCUUGUAAAAUAUUUUCUCACAUUGUGGCCUUCCUUCCCGGAAGCCUUUCGCCCCCUGCCUCUAGCAAGAGACAUUUUCUCCACACAAAAAGAAAAAGUUAGAUCCAAAAAAAAAAAAAACUAUUGUCUAAAUUUCCUUCUUUCCUCCACCAAAUAACACUAACUACCCUUUUCUUGCAAAAUUUCUCCAAAAUUCCCAGUCCACAGCCAAUUAAUCUCUUUCAAACUCCCAGUUUUGCAUUAUUUCAAUUCAAUAUUGUUAUUGCCAACCCCAUUUAAUCAAGCUAGGCAUUGACAUGCCUGAAAAUGGCACAUAUCUUGAUGAAAAUCUGAGUAUAAUAUUUUCUUGUAUGGUGACAUGCAUGUUGUUUCCAAUUCCUGUGGAGAUCUGCUAAAAGAAUACAAUUAUAUUCAACGUUGGAUGUAUAUGAGUGGCUCAUCAACCUAGACAUUUACGUAUAGCGUACAAAGAUAUAUUUAUUCCAUGAGUUCCAUCACCUUUAAAUUUUGUUUUUAUUCAGUUGAUGAAUUGAGAAGUUGGGCAAAAAGAAUAUUCUAAAAAAUGGCUUAUCAUGCUACUACAAGGGCACAAUCAUCUUCUUCUUCUCAACCGCCCAUCAUUCAAAAACUAACAGAUGAUCCUGUAAACCCUAAGAACGCGCAAAGUAGCGUUACAUGUGUUUAUCAAUCUCAUAUUGGAGGUUAUUGGCGUAACGUGACUGUUAUAUGGAGCAAGAAUCUAAUGAAUCAUUCCGUGACCCUAACGGUCGAUAGCGUUGAAAGUGAUUAUCAUCAAACAUGCAAGAUUGAUCUUAAACCUUGGCAUUUUUGGGCCAAAAAAGGAUACAAAAUUUUUGAGGUUGAUGGAAAUCAAUUGGAAGCAUAUUGGGAUCUAAGAUCAGCAAAAUUUUCUGGAAGUCCAGAACCAUGUUCGGAUUUUUACGUUGCCUUAGUUUCUGAGGAAGAGGUUGUGUUAUUAUUAGGAGAUUACAAGAAAAAAGCCUAUAAGAAAACUAAAUCAAGGCCAGCUCUUGUGGAUGCUUUAUUAUUUUACAAGAAAGAACAUGUUUUUGGUAAGAAAAGUUUCUCAACAAGAGCUAAAUUUGAUCAAAGGAAGCAAGAAAGUGAUAUUGUUGUAGAAAGUUCAACUUCAGGGCCUAGAGAUCCUGAAAUGUGGAUAAGCAUAGAUGGAAUUGUUUUGAUUCACAUAAAAAACUUGCAGUGGAAAUUCAGGGGAAACGAAACGGUAUUAGUAAACAAACAACCCGUGCAAGUCUUUUGGGACGUGCACGCUUGGUUGUUUUGUUCACCAGGGUCAGGUCAUGGCCUGUUUAUUUUCAAGCCAGGGGCGUCUGAGGACGACAGUGACAGGGAAGAGAGUAGUGUGGGUGGUGGCAGCGAUUGCAGUGAUCAUAGCAAGUAUUAUUCAACGUUAAGCUAUUCUAAAGCUUCACCAUUUUGCCUCUUCUUAUAUGCAUGGAAAAUUGAGUGAGGACUAAGAAUUGCUAAAGUGGUAUAAACUGUAAAAAUUUAAGAGCUUCCAGUUCCAAAGAAAUAGUAACUGGACAAGUGAAUGAAUUGUGGAGAUCAGCAGAGUAAGUUUUUGGGGUGUUUUUUACUCCAAAUUAAUUUAUGUGAAAAUGUUGUAUUCUAUAUAACUCUAUUCUUUUUUCACCUCGGCGGAUGCAGGAGAGAAGGGACACACUCUCAUAUAUGUAUAUUUGGACAAAUUUAAGAGAUUUAUAUUUAUGUUUUGCCCGCACCAAUUUGUUAUUGAGAAACUAAUGAGUUUAGUGGUAUUUCGCAUUCACUAGAUUAAAAUCUUAUGAGCUGUGCUUUUCACUUCUUCAUCUUGAUGCUUGACCCAAAUUUUCUCUCUUUUUGAAGUUAUAAUUAAUUGAGUAGUUAAACAGAUGUAAAAGGUAAACAUGAGGAAAACAGUUUCUCAUGAGUAGUUGUAGAAUUCAUUGUUUAGCAUUUUAAUUGAGUGAAUCAUCAGUAAGGUUCCAUGUUCUAAACGAAUAUAUGUAACACAAGAUUAAAUUGCCAUAACAUACAUUUUCUUUUUGCGAUGCCUUUGUUGGUGCAAGGUUAGCGAACUAAAUUAAAGUUUAGUGAAAUCUGAAAAUAGUCAUAUCUGAUAAAUAUCUGAUGCAAAAUAAUGAGAAGAAGAUGGCUGUGUUAGCUUUGCAAUACAAUGAGAAGAAAAAAAAAAUAACGCAGACAGAUGCAGAAGGUGGAAGACAAUGAACGGAAAAGGUAGCAAGGAAAAUGUUAUACUCCUUCACAUAAUAAUCUCAUAGCAAUUUUAUGAUGGAAAUAAUGCAUGAACGGACGAGAUUAUUUCACUAUUGAUACCAUAUAGAUCAUUGUAAUUCCUACCAUGUGUAUCUCAAAAACAAAUAAUCUCAUGAAGAUUAAACUGAGAAGCA